CUCUCUGAGCGCCUCGCCUGCCUGGGAUUCCCCGCCCCGCCGGGCUCCUCCCUCCGUCCCGUGCGCCUGGCUCCCUGUCCCGACCCGAGCGUGUUUGUGUGGCAGCCGGGAGGUUUUUGCUCCUUGCUUGGAAACCUCACUAAUAUUUAACGGGGCGCCGCCACUGCUGCUGACGGAGAACUUCUGCAUAUCCGGGAGCAAAGUCUUGCGCACUCGAGGCGAAACCGUGCACUUCUAGCGCUUCCCGACCUCAGCAGCUGCUGUUUCGCCCCUCGUCAAGCUCCCGCAAUGAAGACCAUAGUGAAGUAUCUGUUGGGAUUUCUUGGUGUUGCAGUUCUCAUUACAGCCAUUGCUGUUCCUGUAGCUUUACUGACAAACCAAAGUUCUCCUGACCCCCGCAGGACAUUUACUCUACAAGAUUAUUUAAGUGGCAAUUUUCAAUACAAAUCUUUCAACUUACAGUGGAUUUCAGGAAAUCAGUAUCUCCACACAGCAGAAAACAACCUUUUACUCUUCAAUGCUGAUGAUGGAACAGAAUCUGAAAUAUUGUCAAAUGCCACCUUAACCUAUUACAAUAGUUCAGAGAUCAUAUUGUCCCCUGACCGAAAAUUUGCUCUUCUGCGAUACAAUUAUGAGAAGGUGUGGAGGCAUUCAUACAAUGCGUCAUACUACAUCUAUGAUGUAUCUGCUAGUACCUUAGUACAGGUCAACCCAAUUCCCGAGGAGAUCCAGUACAUAUCCUGGGCACCUGUUGGUCACAAACUGGCUUAUGUUUGGCAUAACAACAUUUAUGUGAAAACAGCACCAGAUGCCCUCGCUGUGCAGAUCACUAAAAAUGGAGAAGAAAACAAAAUUUUUAAUGGAAUACCAGACUGGGUUUAUGAAGAGGAAAUGUUUGGCACCCAUUCUGCUCUGUGGUGGUCUCCAAAUGGCAGCUUUUUAGCAUAUGCAGAGAUUAACGAUACUGGAGUUCCUGUUAUUGAGUAUUCAUUUUAUUCAGAAGAUACACUGCAAUAUCCAAAGACCAUUAAAAUCCCAUAUCCUAAGGCAGGUGCAAAAAACCCAACCAUAAGGCUAUUUGUUGUGAAUACCCAGUCUCUUCCCCAGAUCAAGUCCGAUGAAAUUAUUGCGCCGAGUAGCAUAUCAUCUGAGGAUCACUACCUGAGUGUUGUAACAUGGGUGACCAAUGAGAGACUCUGUCUGCAGUGGCUCAAAAGAAUUCAAAAUUUUUCAGUUCUUGGAAUCUGUGACUACCACACACAGAGUGGAGCAUGGCAAUGUCCACAGGACAAAGAGCGUCGCUUUGAGAGUAAAACUGGCUGGGUUGGCAGAUUUCAACCUUCUGAGCCUUACUUUGCACCUGACGGUGAUAGCUACUACAAAAUCAUCAGCAACGCAGAUGGCUAUAAGCAUAUCCACCACAUUGGUAUCAAUAGCACAGGGGAAAUGAAGCCCAUUACAUCUGGAAAAUGGGAAGUAAUCAGCAUAGCUGCUUUAACGAAUAACUUCAUAUACUUUAUUAGUAAUGAAUUUGAAAAUACGCCAGGAGGAAGACACCUGUAUAAAAUAGCAUUAAAUGAUUUUAAACAAACAUGCAUAAGCUGUAAUCUAAACAAAGAAAGAUGUCAGUAUUAUUCAGCAUCCUUCAGCAGAAAUGCAAGAUACUAUACCCUGAAUUGCCAUGGUCCUGGUGUGCCAUCUUUCACCUUGCUCAACAGCAGUACAGAUGCAGUUAUUAAGGACCUGGAAAACAAUACUGAAUUUGAUAAUAUGCAGAAGAAUGUCCAGAUGCCCUCUAAAAUACUAAAGAACAUCACAUUGCAUGAAGAAACAUUCUGGUAUCAGAUGAUCUUACCUCCUCACUUUGAUUCGUCUUCAUCAAAGAAGUAUCCUCUACUUAUUGAUGUGUAUGGAGGACCCUGUAGUCAGAAGGCAGACUAUGCGUACCGGAUUAAUUGGGCAACAUACCUUGCAAGCACAGAAGAGAUUAUUGUGGCUAGUUUUGAUGGCAGGGGAAGUGGCUACCGAGGAGACAAAAUCAUGCAUGCAAUAUAUCGAAGACUUGGAACCUAUGAAGUUGAAGAUCAGAUCGAGGCAGCCCGAGCAUUUGCUAAAUUAAGCUAUGUUGAUGAGAGCAGAAUAGCUAUUUGGGGCUGGUCAUAUGGUGGUUAUGUGACCUCCAUGGUGCUCGGAUCUGGAAGUGGUGUGUUCAAAUGUGGAAUAGCUGUUGCCCCCGUGUCACGAUGGCAAUUUUACGAUUCUAUAUAUACUGAACGCUACAUGGGUCUUCCUGAAAAAAGUGAUAACCUGCCUAACUAUGAGAAUUCCACAGUUAUGGCAAGAGCUGAAAAGUUCCGAGAAGUUGAGUACCUCCUGAUCCACGGAACAGCAGAUGAUAAUGUUCACUUUCAACAAGCAGCCCAAAUUUCAAAAGCUCUGGUUGACGCAGAGGUGGAUUUCCAAGCAAUGUGGUAUACGGAUAAAGAUCAUGGGAUUGGAGGAUUGGCUCAUAACCAUAUUUACACCCAUAUGACCCACUUCAUCAAGCAGUGUUUUGUGCUGUCAUAAGACUGGGGAGCCACUUUGCUUUGCUCAUGCUGAUAACCGGUUUGUGAAGUUAUUUCUGGGGUAGGUGGGAAAAGAGAGCACUUUCCUAAUGUGUUGUCUUCAUCUUUCAUUGAGCUUAAGACAGUAGAAUUGGAUUUCUAUGGAUACUUGAAUGAGAUAAUCAUUUUUGCAAUUCCUUUAUAGCACAGUCCAUUGAAUAUGAACCAAAGAUCUGCAGGUCUCUUGUCACACAAGCAGGAGCUGACCUGACCUCCCCCCACUCCCUUCUCUGUCUUCUGUGUCUCAAUUAGACACAGUGAGGGGAGCAAGAGUUUCCCUUGUGCAAAGCUUAGGGCGCCAGGCAUGUGUGCCAGAACUGUUGGAAGUGCUGUAGUCUCAGUUUCUUCUUAAGUGACUGUUGCUCUAUUGAAUCAGAUUAAAUUGGAUUUACACAUUAUUUCAUUACAAUAGGAGGGGGGGAAUUCUUUAAUUUCUGCUUGAUUGUCAUACACAGUCAAGACUGGAGUCAGUAAUUUCAAAGCUGAAGUAUUUGAUGGAAACUCAGAACUUUUAAGGCACACACUUUUUAAACAUCAACACCACAUGGGAAAUAAUCUAGAAUAGCUCUAAAGCAAAUUCUAGAAUCAGCGCCACCACAUUGUGCUUCUUCCAGAACUUUUUUUUAUAUUACAAACAAGACAUCUUUCCAUACUAAGUAGUAUAUAAAUUUAUAAACUGUCAUCAUUUGGUAACAACCCUCUAAAAAUUGAAUUAUUGCUGGCUGCCCCUCCUGCAUUCAGACCCAGGAGCGGCUCAUCUGUUCCUUACACCUCUUUUCUAGUGAAUGAAGCCAGAUCCCACAAGUUGGCGAUGGCAGAACACUUUUGAGUAUCAGGAACAAGUGCUUAUUUAUAAAGAAGAGCUCCCAUCCAAUUGUUUUAGGUACCAUCAGCAUCAUUUUUUCAAAGGACCAACUCAUUGCAACAAAAACGUGAUCAUACCUAUGUGCCUUAGAUUUUGAAAACACGACAAUGCAAGUGAUUUUACCAAGAGCAGUAUUCUGGGUAGCAAUCUUCUUGAUAAUACCAGGGCUUGAGUUUUGUGAAACUUCAUGCCAAUGUGCCAUAAAAUCAUGGUUCCCCCCCCCAUUUUAUAUGCAAGGUAAAUUGUCGACACCUGGUCUUAAAUGUAAUAAAGUCAUAUUGUGAUACCCGGGUCUAUUUCUUGUGGGAGUUUUUUUGGACGUUAGCCAUCAUAUAUAUUAAUCACUUAUUUGUUAACACAGUAAAAUAUUAAGAACAUUCUAUAAUUGUGACAGUUCCUAUUUGUUACUUUAGCAAAGUGUAUCACAAGUGCAUUAUGUUAGUAUCAGCUCCACUUGCUACGUGUGGCUGUUAGUGACAUUAGGUGUGAAUUCAAAACAGGCAAGAAUGGGAGGUGAGGGGACCCCCCGGCACUGAGAAGAAAAACCAAAGCUCUGGGGAGGCACAGCACAGAAGAAAAUGCAUCCUUAUAACAUUAAAUAAAGCCAACAUUGAUGAAUUUAACAUCUACCUUUUCUUUCUGUCUGUCUAUAUUAAGGCAAGAGUGGGGGAAGAUCAGUAGCACAUGGUAUUUUCUAUACUAGCUAUAUUCCCAGAAUAAACUUGAAUUUGGAUGCCUGGAUUUUAAAGAACAAACCGUGGUGAUCAUAGGGCAGACCCAUACCUUUUUCCAUUCAUGGCUUGCUUUCACUAGAUCAGGAUAACUGUACUCUGCCUGCACAGUGGGUAAAAAGCAGCAAGCAUCAUAAAUAUAAGCAUAGAGAAUAGUUAGGAUAAAUAUUUUAUUUCCAUGUAACAGCUCUUAAGAUGUGAAAAACACAAGUGAUUCUAUUCACAUAUACACUUUACUUAAACUUUUGUAAUAAAUUACAUCCAAGAAAUUCAGCAGUUGUGGCCAGGAAAUAUGAAAUUAAAAGUAAAUAGAACACUACCAUUUGCAUUUUAUUAUUACUUCUUUGUGUGAUUUCAGAAUGUUGGGAUUAACAUUGGAAUAGCAAAAUUCACGCAAAACCAGAAUAUGUAAAUAAUAAUUUUAAAAAAACAAACCUCAAAAAUGCUGAACGAAAAAUGAAGGGUGCCAUUAAAUACGCUGAUUUGUUAGUAUCAAGGAAACUAUUCAGAGGAAAUUUCUGAUUUUCCUUUGAUCAGCAACUUAUUAAAAACACCAGCAGUCUCUUUCCAGUAACAAAUUGUUUUGCCUUGCUAUGCUAGACUCACCUUACCACAACUGGAUUGCUACAACUACACUAACAAAACACUUUAUUCUUAA
Messenger RNA from Zootoca vivipara (common lizard), 4860 nucleotides. It is a transcript of the gene DPP4, whose product is annotated as dipeptidyl peptidase 4. Lineage: Eukaryota; Metazoa; Chordata; Lepidosauria; Squamata; Lacertidae. The record is from RefSeq and is a predicted model, not a curated record. Gene Ontology annotation, molecular function: dipeptidyl-peptidase activity; serine-type endopeptidase activity. Gene Ontology annotation, cellular component: plasma membrane. Gene Ontology annotation, biological process: proteolysis.